AUGAAGACCUUCUCGGUAGCUCUCCUUGUAGGAGCAGCCUCACAAACCCUCGCAUACAACAUCCACAGCAGUUGUGACUGCGGUGAUCAUCGCGAUGAUAUCAAAAAUGCAAUGGAAGAAGCAAAAGCCGUGCUCAGUUGGUCAAGUCUCACAGGAACAGCCUGCGCAAUGUGGGAGCGAACGCACGAGGCGGGCGAUGAACCACAAUCGAUGUAUGAGACUUGCAAAGACCAAGGAAGGCGCAGUAUCCUAGAUGACUUCUUCGGGGACCACAGCGCCACAGCGUAUGAGGCUAUUGCCAAUGCGCUUGGUCCAGCAUCCAAGGUCCCAGGUGACUAUUCGGAAUCCGUGGAUGAUCUCACCAUCGUUUGUGGAGAUAGUCAUCUGAAGAAGAUCACCACGGGCGUGUAUCGAGACCAAGAUAGAGGGUAUGCGGAUGUGAGAUAUAACCCUGCGCCGGGACCUAAUCAAAGUCCCUGCGAUGUUGUCCAGGCUACUGCGUAUACAGCCUUGGGCAAGAAUGUCAUUAUGCUCUGUAACAGAGACUACACUGGAGUCAAUCAGCAGCCGACAUUCAGCCAGUUGAACACGCGUGAUGUUCGGGGGAAGAGUGUGGAUUUCCUAUCCAAGACGAUCAGUUCAGUUUUCACGCACGAGCUGAUCCAUACCGGUAAUUUCGAUCAAUUCCCGAGGUCUCUUGGUGAUGGAACAAGCGAAAAGUAUGAGUAUGCUGGAUGUAAGGAGCUGGCGGGUGGAGAUUUGAAGUGGAAGAACUGCGACACAUUUGCCAUCAUUGCACGAAUGUUCUACCUCAACAACUAUUAUUCCAAGGACGGCACACUGACAGCGCUACCUACUCGCCUUCGGCCCAAGUAUCCAAACCCUGCACAAUAG
Molecule: messenger RNA, 894 nt
Organism: Penicillium brevicompactum
Lineage: Eukaryota; Fungi; Ascomycota; Eurotiomycetes; Eurotiales; Aspergillaceae
Exons: 4
Coding region: 1-894 (297 amino acids)
Molecular function (GO): metallopeptidase activity
Source: RefSeq, a predicted model, not a curated record